This is a messenger RNA of Amphibalanus amphitrite, 1757 nucleotides long. Its product is annotated as synaptic vesicular amine transporter-like. The record is from RefSeq and is a predicted model, not a curated record. Gene Ontology annotation, molecular function: serotonin:sodium:chloride symporter activity. Gene Ontology annotation, biological process: aminergic neurotransmitter loading into synaptic vesicle; transmembrane transport. The coding region runs from base 71 to 1738 and encodes 555 amino acids. NCBI's taxonomy places the organism in Eukaryota, Metazoa, Arthropoda, Thecostraca, Balanomorpha, Balanidae. The transcript has 9 exons. Gene Ontology annotation, cellular component: synaptic vesicle membrane; terminal bouton.
GCGGACGUCCCCAGUGAGGGACGGGUGUCAGGUCAGGUCAGGUCAGGUCGGUCCGACUCGGGACGGCGCUAUGGUGGCGGAACAGUCGGAUGAGGCCGAGGCCAGUCCGACGCGAUCAGUGGUCACGUCGCUCGUGUACGUUUCGCUGCUGCUGGACAACGUCCUCUUAUCGGCCGUCGUGCCGAUGAUGCCGGCGUUCCUGUCGGAGCUGAGCGGCGCGCCUCCGAGCGUCGCCGACAGCGCCGACGCGGCGCACACGGCGCAGACGCUCCUCUUCACCCACCUCUUCAGCAACCUGUCCAGCAGCGGCGACGGGCGCACCAUGCUGCGCAGCCGCACCUCCGUGCUGCCGGACUACUUCCCGCCGGACCGGGACGCCAGCUCUGAGCCGAACGUCUCGGCAGCGGUCGAGACACUCACCCCGGCUCGUCCUCCGACCGCGCUCGCUGCCCCGGCCGGGCCGGACCCGGGGCAGCCGCCGGUCACCCCGACCGCUCCGGACGGGGACCGGGAGCUGGCCGGGGAGCUGGCGCGCCGGCAGGACGGCCGCAUCGGCGUGCUGCUCUCCUCCAAGGCGUUCGUGCAGCUGCUGGCCAACGGCGUGGUGGGCGCCGCCGUGGCCCGGGUCGGCUUUCGUCUGCCACUGGUGUUCGGAGUGGCCGUGCUGGCGCUCUCGGCCUUCUUGUUCGCCGUGGCCUCGGGCGUUUCGGCCCUGUUUCUGGCGCGCGCUAUUCAGGGCGUGGGAUCCUCCUGCAUCGCCGUGUCAGGCCUCUCGACCGUGGCCGACCUGUACCCGAACGAGCGCGAGCGGUCGCGGGUGAUGGGCCGCGUGCUGGGCGCCAUGGCUGUCGGCGUGCUCAUCGGCUACCCGUUCGGAGGGCUCAGCUACGACCUGAUGGGCAAGGCGCCGCCCUUCUGGCUCCUGACGCUCGUACUCAUCGGAUUGCUAGUGAUCCAGUACCGCCAGCUGCGCCCGCUGCCGGUCACCGAGCUGCCGGAGGAGGAGGAGGGCGAGGAGGAGGGCUCGUCGCCGGCCUGGUGGAGGCUGCUGCGGGACCGGCGCGUCUGCAUCGUCACCGCCGCCGUGGGCAUCUCCACCUCCGUGAUGGCCAUCCUGGAGCCCACGCUGCCGGCCUGGCUGAUGCGCACCAUACACCCGCAGAAGUGGCAGCUCGGCUCGGUAUUCAUCCCCGACAGCCUGGGCUACCUGAUCGGCACCCACGGCUUCGGCGUGAUCGCGCUGCGCCUGGGCCGCUGGCGGACGGCCGCCGCCGCCAUGAUGACGGUCGGCACCGCCGCCAUGCUGCUGCCGCAGUCGACCCGGAUGGUGCACCUGAUCCUGCCGCACUUCUGCAUCGGGCUCGGCAUCGGCAUCGUGGACGCGUCUCUGAUGCCGCUGCUGGCCCGGCUGGUGGAGCGGCACGGCCUGAUGGACGGCUACGGCGCCGUCUACGCCCUCUCCCAGACGGCCGUCUGCCUCGCCUACUCCGUGGGUCCGUUUGUCGGGGGCUACCUGGCCAGCAGCGUCGGGUUCGGCUGGCUGCUGGCGAUCCUGGGCCUGCUGAACCUGCUGUUCACACCGUGGCUGGUGCUGCUGCGCGAGCUGCCGGCGCCGCUCCACUCUGACCAGGAGCGGGACUGUCCGACUCGGCCACUCACCGGCCGGGGGAGACGCGCACCGCACAUCGCUGACCUGGACGGACUCAGCUUCAGCUACACGCAGAUGUCGGAGGGUUGAACUUCAGCUUCAGCUACAC